Xenopus tropicalis (tropical clawed frog) is the source of this 2959-nucleotide messenger RNA. It is a transcript of the gene eva1c, whose product is annotated as eva-1 homolog C. The transcript is spliced from 8 exons. Gene Ontology annotation, molecular function: carbohydrate binding. Gene Ontology annotation, cellular component: membrane. The coding region runs from base 296 to 1606 and encodes 436 amino acids. The record is from RefSeq and is a predicted model, not a curated record. Lineage: Eukaryota; Metazoa; Chordata; Amphibia; Anura; Pipidae.
AUGUGCUUGUGGGACAGGGAAAGAGCUGCUGGUUAUUGGCAGUGAUCAUGGCACCUUGCCUGGCACCCAGCUCCUAGCUCAUCCCGACCUGCUGCCCAUACACUGACUCUAUAGAGAGAACUCUGCCUGGAGGGAAGGGAACAUGUAACCCUGUAAGUGCCAAGGAAGGGAGCUGGCAGCAGGGAGCUGGCAGUCAGGCUGGGCACAGAGAGCUGAUGAGAAAUGCUGCGUUUCUAGGGGCAUUUAACCAGCAGGCUGGCAGCAGGGUGCAUCAUGUGAGUGCCAGGUCCGCAUCAUGACCCAGCGAGAUGGGCACCAAGGGAGACAGGUGAUUGGCACAAGCCUUCUGUACUGCAUCCUCCUCCUCCUCUGGGCUAAAGAGCUCUCUGCCCUGGCUGACUUCUCAGGGUAUCUGACAAAACUCUUAGAGAAUCGCACAGUGUCGGCGUGUGAUGGUGCCCACCUGACCCUGCAGUGCCCUCGCCAUUCCACUGUCAGCGUUCAGUCUGCGUUCUAUGGCAGCCCUCUGAGUGAUCACCAGAACUGCUCAUCAUUACCCGCCGUGACCAUGCACAAAGCCAAGAUGGGCUGCUGGGUACAGACAGCACUCCAGAAAGUACUGGAUGAAUGCCAGAACCUCAGAUCCUGCCAACUCCCUGUGAACAGUCGUGUUUUUGGGCUGGACCCUUGUCCGGGUACAACCAAAUAUCUACUGGUGACUUAUAAGUGCAAACCUACUGAAUACAAAUCUGCUUCUGUCUGUGAAAAUAAUGAGCUGAAGCUUCACUGUAAGGAGCCCAAACUCCUGAAUAUCUACUCUGCAGUCUACGGCAGGUCCGCCCAUGAAAAGAAUACUUGUCCUAAUGAAAUGGACCGGGGAACUCCAUAUGACUGUUUAUCCUAUGCUGCUCUGGAUCUCCUAGCGCAGAGAUGUUACGGCAAACAAAGGUGCAAAAUGACUGUAAACGAUGAAAACUUUGGAAGUCCGUGUCUGCCUGGAGUUGUUAAAUAUCUUACUAUAAAUUAUUCCUGUGUUCCAAAAAUCUUACUGACAGAGGUCGACCCAAAGCUCUCUAUUAUAGCUCCCUCUUUGAAGCAGAAUGACGGUGGAUAUGAUAACAAACUUGUCCCCCGUGAGUCUCAGCUUCCCAGCAAAGAUGGACUCUUUCUCAGCAAUCUCCUUGCUGCGUUUUCUUAUAUCAGAGAUCACCCUGAAACAACAGCCCUUUUUUUCACUUUGGGCGUUUGCGCUGGGCUGAUUAUCACCGUGUUCGCACUUGUGAUCCAAAUAUCACGAAGGACUGAUGGCGUGAGCGCACAGAAAGUAAACGGACAUGCUAUACAUGUGAAAGACUGCGAAGGAACCGUGGUGUCCAGCAGUGAAGAGGAGGAGGAGGAUGAGGAGGAGGAGGACAAUGAGUCUGCAAAAUCCCACUUCUCUGAAGAGUUUAGGCAGCUGUGCAAAGCUUCCCGGCCGGUGUAUAAUGCAGUCGAUGCAGCAGACCUUGCGGAGAGGAUAGAACGUAGGGAACAGAUCAUCCAAGAAAUCUGGUUGAACAGUGGUUUGGAUCUGCCGCCAAAUCGACUCACUAACCCUUACUUCUGAGGGUAUUGUUCUGGUUAGGCAUUGAUCUCAACCCUUUGGCUUUCCAUCUGCUGAACUACAACUCUCAUAAUAACCCAACAGCUAAAGGGGUUAAGAGGUUCAGACCCCCCCAUGCUGAGAGGUUGCUUUACACUAUCUAGGCACCUUCUGUGAAGGGAUCUCUAUUUUACACUGUAUUCAGAUGAAAAUGCAGAAUGAAUUUCUAAAGAUUAGUACUGCGGCAUACAGCUGUCUAUUUUUAUACAGAUUUUUAUAUUUAUCAUUGGGGAGCACCAGAUUAAGAUCUGCUUUUUUGUUAUAGUCAUUUAGCCCAGCACAUGUUUAUAUAAAAAUAUUAAUGGCAAUAUUGCACUUUAAAAAGUAAAAAAAAAAAUAGGAAAACCUCUCCUUGAAAGUGUGAAAGUGAAAAGAAACAUUUUUACUGGUUUAUAUAGGAAUGUGAUUCGUUAUGUCCAGCUUUUAUUAUCCAUUCUGUGCCCAAAAUCUAACCUUGGGCCAGGAGGGCUCAUUUCCGACUGCAAGGGCAGUGCGCAAAGUGCAUUUUUGGGAACAAAUAGGCGUGGUUUUUUUUUUUAGCUUCAAUCCAAUCAUCAUUGCAGCCUGAGAGCAGCCUUGCAUUUGCAGCAGAUGCCAUAGAGCAAACAAAAAUUUGCCUAUAGGCAAAGCACACAGAGAGAAACCUGGAAUAACCACCAUCUUUAAGGUGGUGCGAGCUCCAGGGUUCCCUUGUAUAAGGUGCGCAUAUAAUCAGAGGAUGCAGGGCAGACUAAUUGGUGCUGAACACAACUAUAAUAAUAUAUAGUAUUAUAAUAUACAGUAUAUAAUACUAUAAUAGUGCAUAAUACGCAUCUUUGACGCAAGCACCUUUAUAAAAUGGUGUCCGUGUGUGCAACAUCUGCAUCCAAUCUUGAGUGACUGCAACUGCAUCUUCUAUCAUAAAUGAGCCCUUAACUACGCCAAAAAUAAGUUGUUAGAAGUAGUUGUGGAUGGGCAAAGUGGAAGGAUUCAUUAAUUCAUGUCUUGUUUGUGACAAAACUAAGGAAAUAUCCCAUUACAUGGCCACAAAGGGCCUUUUUCCAUUGGGGUAUGUGCGUGGUAUUAAUAGUAUUUUAUUAUAUUGCAGUGGCAGACAAGGCAAUAUGGCAGCGCAAUUUAUAUACAUAAAUACUAAUAUGAAGAUAAAUAAGACUUUUUACCCCAGUAACUUUUGCAUGUAAGAGUAAAGAAUUUUCCCAAAGUGCAACACAUAAAAUCCUUACUGUACUGUUCAACUGUGGACGAAUGAGUAGAUACAGGGAGUUGCUGAGCUGCCAGAAAUUGUGGAAAUGAAGAAAUAAUGUGCUAAGACUCAAA